Messenger RNA from Morus notabilis, 2568 nucleotides. Its product is annotated as beta-amyrin synthase. The transcript is spliced from 17 exons. Gene Ontology annotation, molecular function: beta-amyrin synthase activity. Bases 124 to 2409 code for a protein of 761 amino acids. Gene Ontology annotation, biological process: triterpenoid biosynthetic process. Lineage: Eukaryota; Viridiplantae; Streptophyta; Magnoliopsida; Rosales; Moraceae. Gene Ontology annotation, cellular component: lipid droplet. The record is from RefSeq and is a predicted model, not a curated record.
UAUAUAUAGACAUAUAUAUCAUUAUAAUCAGGUUCUUAACAGCAACUUCUCCGAUCCAAAAUUGUGUGCCUCUUGAGGGAGAUUAAUUGUGAUAAAGAAGUGAUCAAAAGGCUGAUCAGAAUCAUGUGGAGGCUGAAGAUAGCUGACGGGGGAAAUGACCCUUACAUAUUCAGCACAAACAACUUUGUGGGAAGGCAGAUUUGGGAGUUCGAUCCCGACGCCGGUACGCCCGAGGAGCGAGCGGUGGUCGAAGAGGCUCGCCGUAACUUCUUCAACAACCGCCGUCAGGUCAAGCCCAACAGUGACCUCCUCUGGCGGAUGCAAUUCUUGAGAGAAAAGGACUUCAAACAAACAAUUCCUCCUGUUAAGAUUGAAGACGGUGAGAUUAUCACAUAUGAAAAGGCCACCGCUGCAUUGAGGAGGGCUGUACACUUCUUUUCGGCAUUGCAGGCUACUGAUGGGCAUUGGCCCGCUGAAAAUGCAGGCCCAUUGUUUUUCCUUCCUCCUUUGGUCAUGUGUCUAUACAUCACAGGACACCUUAAUACCAUAUUUCCCGUAGAGCAUCGUACGGAAAUUCUUCGCUACAUAUACAACCAUCAGAACGAAGAUGGUGGGUGGGGACUGCAUAUAGAGGGCCACAGCAUCAUGUUUUGCACGGUUCUGAGCUACAUUUGUAUGCGAAUACUCGGAGAAGGACCCGACGGCGGUCGAGACAAUUCGUGCGCGAAAGCAAGGAAAUGGAUUCUUGAUCAUGGCGGCGUAACGCACAUACCCUCUUGGGGAAAGACAUGGCUUUCAAUACUUGGUGUCUUUGAUUGGGCUGGAAGCAACCCCAUGCCUCCUGAAUUUUGGAUUCUUCCUUCUUUUCUUCCUAUGCAUCCAGCUAAAAUAUGGUGCUACUGUAGAAUGGUAUACAUGCCAAUGUCAUACUUGUACGGGAAAAGAUUUGUUGGUCCAAUUACACCUCUCAUUCUACAACUGAGGGAUGAACUUUAUACUCAACCUUACAAUGAAGUAAAUUGGAAGAAAGUACGACAUCUUUGUGCAAAAGAGGAUCUAUAUUAUCCUCAUCCUUGGAUACAAGAUCUACUUUGGGAUGGUCUAUAUAUUUGCUCCGAGCCACUUCUUUCUCGUUGGCCAUUAAACAAAUUGAUUAGAGAAAGAGCUCUUCAAGUGACAAUGGAUCAUAUCCAUUACGAGGAUGAAAAUAGUAGAUACAUUACUAUUGGAUGUGUGGAAAAGGUAUUGUGUAUGCUUGCUUGUUGGGUUGAAGAUCCAAAUGGUGACUAUUUUAAAAAGCACCUUGCAAGGAUCCCUGAUUACUUGUGGGUUGCUGAAGAUGGAAUGAAGAUGCAGAGCUUUGGAAGCCAGGAGUGGGAUACUGGUUUUGCCGUUCAAGCUUUGCUUGCUAGUAAUCUCACACACGAAAUUGGACCAACUCUAGCCAAAGGUCAUGACUUCAUAAAGAAAUCUCAGGUGAAAGAGAAUCCUUUGGGCGACUUUAAAAGUAUGUAUCGCCACAUGUCUAAAGGAUCAUGGACAUUUUCUGAUCAAGAUCAUGGAUGGCAAGUUUCUGAUUGCACCGCAGAAGGUUUAAAGGCUUGCCUGUUGCUCUCUUCUAUGCCACCGGAGAUUGUUGGUGAAAAAUUGGAGCCUAAGCGACUCUAUGAUGCUGUAGAUGUUCUACUUUCUCUUCAGAGUAAGAAUGGCGGUUUAUCUGCAUGGGAGCCGGCAGGUGCACAAGAGUGGUUGGAAGUACUUAAUCCCACCGAGUUCUUUGCGGACAUUGUUGUCGAGCACGAAUACGUAGAAUGCACUUCAUCAGCACUCCAAGCUCUGGUUUUGUUCAAGAAGUUGUACCCUGGACACAGGAAAAAGGAAAUUGAAACUUUUAUAACAAAUGCUGUUGGGUUCCUACAGGACAUACAAAUGCCAAAUGGCUCAUGGUAUGGCAAUUGGGGAGUUUGCUUUACAUAUGGUACAUGGUUUGCUUUGGGAGGACUAGCAGCUGCUGGCAAGACAUACAAUAACAAUUCUGCCAUUCGAAAAGCAGUUGAAUUUCUACUCGCAACUCAAAGAAAUGAUGGGGGUUGGGGUGAGAGCUAUCUUUCAUGCCCAAACAAGGAGUAUGUACCUUUUGAAGGAAAUCGAUCUAAUUUAGUACAUACUGCAUGGGCGAUGAUGGGCCUAAUACAUGCUGGCCAAGCAGAAAGAGAUCCAAAUCCUCUUCAUCGUGCAGCAAAGUUGAUCAUUAAUUCUCAAAUGGACGAUGGUGAUUUUCCACAAGAGGAAAUAACAGGAGUUUUCAUGAAGAAUUGUAUGUUACAUUAUGCAGCAUAUAGAAACAUCUACCCACUUUGGGCACUUGCAGAAUACCGUAGGCGGAUUCCACUACCUCCCAAGGCAUGAGUCAAGCACAUAUAUGAUAAAGUGAUAUUUUCCAAUUCACACAUAUUGUUCUUUUAUCUUUUCGAAAGAAUCGGCCAAUGAGUUUUGAUUCGAUUUUAUAUUAAUUUUAUUAUCAUAUCUCAUAUACCAUGUUUAGGAAAAUGUUGUACUUUAAAAACA